Chroicocephalus ridibundus (black-headed gull) is the source of this 3643-nucleotide messenger RNA. RefSeq names its product NACHT, LRR and PYD domains-containing protein 1a allele 5-like. Lineage: Eukaryota; Metazoa; Chordata; Aves; Charadriiformes; Laridae. The transcript has 10 exons. The coding region runs from base 70 to 1362 and encodes 430 amino acids. Gene Ontology annotation, cellular component: canonical inflammasome complex. The record is from RefSeq and is a predicted model, not a curated record. Gene Ontology annotation, biological process: regulation of apoptotic process.
UGCUUUCGGUUUCUCGGGAAGUGCCGGAGCCGAAGCCCCGGAUGUUCUGAGGCGGCCGAAGGAGCCGAGAUGGCGGCGCGUUCGGGGGUCGGUCCCGUACCUGAGUCUUCAGGCUUAGCCCUAAGGGAGCUGGUGCCAGACAAGGCCUCGACGAGUGCGGAGGUGAGCUAUGAUUUUGGACAAUUCCGUAGCAGUCUAAACAUGGACUCACCAUGGAAGGGAAACUGCCAGGACUGCGUGAGGGAGGAUCUUCCAGAAGUGACACCGAGGAGAAUCCGUGACUUGCUGGGACACCGCACUGCGUACCGAGCUCACCUCCCUGGUGCAGGCAUCUUCCGGUGCUCCAUCACAGGCCUUGGCUUCGAGGUGAAGUCGGCAGUGACCGUCACCUACAGAUACGACACCUGGACCACGCACCUGAGCAAGGCUGACCAGGAAAUGUGGAUGCCUGCCGGACCCCUCUUCCACAUCGAGGUGCAGCCCGGGGUUGUGGAGGCAGUGCGUCUCCCCCACUUCAUCUGCCUGGCAGAAGACGUAAAUACCAGCCUGUGCUCCAUUGCCCACUUUGAGUCUGGGAAGAUGACCCUGGAGAGUCCGACCAGACUGAUGGCUUUCUCUGCCGUCCUGGAGAAUCCCAGCUUCUCAGCGCUCGGGGUGCUUUGGAGGAGGAUACGUUCAGCCUUCUGUUCACUCCCUGUGCACUCUUUGGUGUUGAUCUUCCAGCGGCUCAAUGCUGCAAGUACAACUCUUCACCUCUACCUGAUCCCAGAUGACAAGUCCGUGAAGCGGGCCAUUGAAGAACAAGAAGUGAAUUGGAAUUCAAAGCUUAUUCCCAAGCCUCCUCCAUUCAGAACUCUGUUCUUGGGCCGCAAUUACCGUGUGACCAGUACAAAGCAGGCAGAGAUAACACCUGAAGAACAGUUGCCACUUUGCCACAAGAAUCUGAACGAACAGCAGCCCUUUGUCGAGAUUUACAUCGCGGACAUGGGAGGGGGAACUGGGCUCCAUAUGACAGACACGCGCGAUGGCACUGAGGUCUGGAAGGCAUCACUGAGAUCAGGUGAUAUUGACCACUCUGCCUGUGUCUUCAAGGCCUCGUCAGGUGCAGCCUUCCUGAUGGAGUACAAAACCGCACUUUGCUCCAGGAUGAGGCAGCUCCCCACCAUUCUGCUGCACUUACGGGAUGCAGAUGUCAUCAACAGCGAUGAAGAGGAGGAGGUGCUAGGUCAAGGUACAAGUAAAAAGAAGAAUCGAGUUUUGCUGGAGCUAGUUAAGAAGAAAGGGGUGCGGGCCCAGGAUCGGCUCUACCAGAUCCUCCAGGUAGUAGACCCAUACCUCAUGGAAGACCUGGCGUUCAGCUAGGCCGGGGAAAGCGGUCUGCGUUUGCUCCCGUUACUCAGCUUACGGGAGUAAGUUUACCACUGGUAAGUUUACCAGUGCCUGAAUUCUGACCUCUCGAUGCCAAAUCCAUGGUGCAAAUCAGCAAUAAGCCUUCUGAACCACCCCGUCUCAGGCCUGCCUUGCUGGGCUGACUUGGUUGCCACUGGUGGGAAGCUGCUGGAACAAGAGACCUUGGUUCCCGAUGCAGUGCCAAUAUCUCGGCCCUGCCUGCCUCCCUGCCACAGGCAGCUGUUGGCAGAGGACCUCCCCUCAAAACAGGUGCCUCAAGCUCAACCUCCCCACCCUCAGUGUCCGUGGGCGCUUCUCACGGCUGGAAGGGGGGAGCCGCUUUUCCCCGUAGCGCUGUCUGCAAAGGCUGGUUCUCGCGCGCGAGCCGCAGCAAGCCAGAGAUGGUGAUAGGAACCCGUAUCAACAUCAAACUCCAGCCCAGUUUACCCAAAUGACCCAAAUUCACUGAAGGAGCAAACGAGCAUCCUGACCCCAGCAGCAGUGGGUGAGGGACAUCCCCUCACCCAAAGAAGCCAUGGAAAACAGCAAGAUGAGAGAUACAGGUUCAGGCAACCUCAGGGAAGGUCCGCCUCAAUAGCAGCUCCUUUAUGUUCAAAAGAAAGCCAGCGGACCGUUUUUAAAUCACAUCCGUAGCGUCCAUAACGUCAGUUCCUUUCUGGGUCGCGUGGAUGCCUUCACUGGUGGUGUCCUCCUGCUGCUGAACACGCCGCUCGGGGCAGGAGCAGUCUGCUCUGGUGUCCAGUGGCUAAGAAGAGAUUUUUUGGGUGUGUGUGUCAAGCUCAGGUGAAAUUCAGCCUUGCCAGAGUGGAGAGAGCAACUUCUAGAAGCUCAAAGGAGCUUCCAGGGAGUGUUGAGUGGAACGGUCCCACCACACGCUCUGGGGCUUUGUGGGGUGGAAAUGAGACUGCUGUCUCCAGUAUUGCUUUGUAUUUAUUCCUUCUGGUAAACGCCUGGAGAACAUGUCGCUGCUGGAACGUGCGAUUGCAGCGUGUCUCUGCUCCGCUGAGGGUUGAGGACCUUCAGUGCAGUCAGGGACAGUAUGAAGGGGAGCCAGGAGGAACAAAGGGGAGGCAGAAAGUGGGGUAAAAGGGGCCACUCAAGUAUAAACUGGGGCCAGUGUGGCCGAGCCCUGGGCCUGGCUGCUACGCUCUGUCCUAUCUCUUUAAAUAUAUUAUAUAUAUAUGUGCUUAUAUUAUAUAUAUGUAAUAUAUAUUUAUAUUGUGGAGGAAAAGAAAGCUAUCAGAAGUACUCAACAUGGAUUGACCAAGGGGAAAUCACGUCUGACCAGUCUGACAGCCUUCUAUGACGGCGUGGCUGGAUGGACAGACGAGGGGGGGGCAGUGGGUGGUGUCUGCCUUGACUUCAGCGAGGCGUUCGACACGGUGUCCCACAGCAUCCUCACGGGGAAGCUUAGGAAGUGUGGGUUGGAUGAAGGGACAGUGGGGGGCAUUGAAAACUGGUUGAAAGACAGAGCUCAGGGGGUCGCGAUUAGGGGCACGGAGUCUGGUUGGAGGUCAGUGAGGAGCGGUGUUCCCCAGGGGUCAGUGCUGGGGCCAGACCUCUUCAAUACAUUCAUCAUUGCCCUGGAUGAAGGGACAGAGCGCACCCUCAGCAGGUUCACUGAUGACACAAAGCUGGGGGGGGUGGCUGACACCCCAGAAGGCCGUGCCGCCAUCCAGAGAGACCUGGCCAGGCUGGAGAGUUGGGCGGAGAGAAACCUGGGGAAAUUCAACCAGGGCAAGUGCAGGGUGCUGCACCUGGGGAGGAAUAGCCCCCCGCACCAGGACAGGGUGGGGGUGACCUGCUGGAGAGCAGCUCUGUGGAAAGAGACCUGGGAGUCCUGGGGGACAACAGGAUGCCCAUGAGCCAGCAGUGGGCCCUGGUGGCCAAGGAGGCCAAUGGCAUCCUGGGGGGCAUCCAGAAGAGCGUGGCCAGCAGGUGGAGGGAGGUCAUCCUCCCCCUCUGCUCUGCCCUGGGGAGGCCGCACCUGGAGCGCUGUGUCCAGUUCUGGGCUCCCUGGUUCAAGAGGGACAGGGAACUGCUGGAGAGGGGACAGCAAAGGGCUACCAAGAUGCUGAGGGGACUGGAACAUCUCUCUUGUGAAGAAAGGCUGAGGGAUUUGGGUCUCUUGAGUCUGGAAAAAAGACGACUGAGGGGGGACCUUAUCAACGCUUAUAAAUACUGAAAGGGGGGGUGUCAGGAGGAUGGGGCCAGGCUCUUCUCAGUGGUGCCC